AUGAGUGACGAGCUAACUUUCCAUCGUCGCGGUGGGCGCGUGCGUGGGGCCGAAGGGUAUCGCUCCGAUGAUGUUCGGUCACUUUUGGCAUGUGUAAAGAAAUAUCUGCCCACCACCGCAGAAGAGUGGAACCUUGUGCUGGAAGAAUACCAUCGCACGCACGCGACCCCAAACGCUCGUGCACGACGUGACUCGUGCACACUCAAAGCCAAGUUUAUGAACUUGGCACGUUAUACUCAAUGUGGAGAAAGUACCCGCUGCGACAUGGCGGAAGCCAAAGCAGUUCUAAAGCUGAUUCAGUCGAAAAUGGUGGACACGAAGUGUCUUCAGCGUCGAGGAGGUAGACCUCAAGGUGCUCAAGGGUACUCAGCUGCAGAUUCUCAAGCUCUAUUACAAACCAUACAAAGGAUUUUGCCCGUGUCAAGACAAGACUGGGACCUCGUAGCAGACGAGUAUUGUCGCGGCUAUGCCAUCCCUCACGACCGACGUAGUCGAGGCGGUCAUGCACUGGAAAGGAAGUAUCGAAAAUGGCUUAAGGCUGGCUCGAAAGGUGUGGAACAAGAUGAAGCGAGUCUAGCACUUGCUGUUAAAGCGCAGAUCGGCGCGAAAGCGUUAAAGAAGAAGAGAACGACUUUGUCAGAAGAUUUGAGGACAAAGAACGUGAUUGUGGUGACAACGAGAAGCAACAUGAAAAUAAUCAAGGCUGGCGGUAGGAGAGAGACUGUGAUUGCUGGGGAAGUGGAAAAUGGAGAGGAAGACGUGCACGUGGCCAACUUGAUUGAACACCUUAUUGCCAAGUACGACGACGCAUUGGGCGUGUCGACGACUGGCGGCAUAACGAAGAGACUUGCGGUUGGAUGGGGCACUGGACUCAUGUAUGACACGGUCGUUUGCACGUAUACAGGUGGAAUGUACUUUGGCGGUCUUAUGGUCGCCAACGAUUAUCUUGAUGGCAACAAUGUACGGAGUUGGGCUGCUACGACGUCAGACAAGUGCUCACGGUUUUUUUUUGCGAUCAUCAUUGGCGCCAUGGCGCUCGGACAGACUGCUCCAAGCGCCGAGGUGUUCACGUAG
Hyaloperonospora brassicae is the source of this 1074-nucleotide messenger RNA. The record is from the annotation of a GenBank genome assembly. Lineage: Eukaryota; Oomycota; Peronosporomycetes; Peronosporales; Peronosporaceae.